AUGUCCACCCGCACCGCCGACGAGAAGACCGAAGUGCAACCGCGUAAGCACCAGGUGCUGACGCUCAAAGUGGUGAUCCUGCUCUGUCUCGGGGCGUUUUUGCUUGGGGGGUUUCUGGUGGUGUGUUUAAACACCAGGAACGUCAACAUCAAGCUUCCCAAGUUGGGGGGUUGCCACGAACACAAGCUCGCCCCGGAAAGACUGUAUUUCUACGACGACUACUUUGAGACCACCUACGCCGAGUAUGCCACCGAGUUGUUGAAAAGAGACGAUAACACCGACAAGACGGACGACAAAACUACCGAUAAAAAGGACGAUAAGACCACCGAUAAAAAGGACGAUAAGACCACCGACAAGAAGGAUGACAAGACUACCGAUAAAAAGGACGACAAAACCACGGAUAAAAAGGACGACAAAACCACGGAUAAAAAGGACGACAAAACUACCGAUAAAAAGGAUGACAAAACUACCGACAAGCCCACGGCUACCGACGAGAAAAAGGACGACAACACCGACAAGACCGACGCCACCGAUUCGCCGAAAGGGGUGGUGACCAAGACCCGGCUGAAAGUCCAGAUUACCGUCGUCAAGUCCAACCUGAGACCGUCCGACAUGCCCAGCGAGUCUGAAUCGUCAUCGAAGGGCCCCACAAAGCCCUUGGACCAAGCCGGGGUGCAGUUUGCCUUGGCGCUUGCGGGGAUCGUCAUGCUCAACAUGCUUGCGAUUUGCAUCCACCAUGUGUACCAUGUGGCCUCCGACACCAGUAAAAGUUACCGCAACGUCGAGCAAGACAUCUCCCCCUUUUAA
Messenger RNA from Diutina rugosa, 807 nucleotides. RefSeq lists its product as uncharacterized. The record is from RefSeq and is a predicted model, not a curated record. Lineage: Eukaryota; Fungi; Ascomycota; Pichiomycetes; Serinales; Debaryomycetaceae. The transcript has a single exon. The coding region runs from base 1 to 807 and encodes 268 amino acids.